Molecule: messenger RNA, 777 nt
Organism: Neurospora tetrasperma FGSC 2508
Lineage: Eukaryota; Fungi; Ascomycota; Sordariomycetes; Sordariales; Sordariaceae
Exons: 1
Coding region: 1-777 (258 amino acids)
Source: RefSeq, a predicted model, not a curated record
AUGUCUUUUGUUCUCGGCGGUGGCUCCAACCCGGCUUUCGGCCGUGAUCCCGGCCCUCCCCCUCCCCGCACUCCUCGUCCCGGCGCCUUCCCUCCCGGUUCUGUUCCGAACCCAGCUGCUGUCCCGCGAGUCAUUCCCGGAAUGCCGGCUCCCGCUUCCGCUUAUGGCUUCGCUCAACAGCCCGCUGCACCUGCGGCUUCCCCUUAUUACUACGCCCAGGCCCCGGCGCCGGCUGCUCCUGCUGCUCCCGCCUGGGGCAGCGCCAUGGCCGCUACCCCCAGUCUCUUCCCUCAACCUUACCAGUACAUCUCCGGCUUAGGCGGCAGCGGCCGCACUCCCCAGCCCUACCCCGUCAUCAACCCCAACAUGCCGGCGGCCAACAUGAUGAACAGCACCGGCGGCGUCGGCUGCGAACCCGGUUACAACUAUUUCUUCCCGCCCGAGCACACGAAGAUCCACGUGUUCAAGUGCGGCGCUACGCCUCCCUGGCAUCAGCCGCCCAACGCCCGCUUGCCGUUUCACGCCUGUCAUGUUCCCGUCUCGACUACCGUCCAGGAACUCAUGUAUGGGUUUGGCGCGACUAAUCCGAGCAAGAAGAAGAACAAGCUGUUUGAGGUGGUGCAAGGUGGCAAUGGACGCUGGUAUCGUGGUUUGGCGUUCAGGGGCGAUGAUAAGGAGUUGUUGCAGAAGACUUGCAAAGAUUUGGGAUGGGAUAAGAGCAGAAGUGGAUUGCCGGGACAGAAGCCGGUGGUUUAUCUUUACGUUACCAAGGACUGA